AUGGCUGCCCUGAUGAUGACAGGCUUGCUUUAUCUAAUGUUAGGAUCAAGAAUGCUCUUGGGUGAAUGGAAUAGUGCAAUAGGAUUCACAUCUGUUUUACUUCAAAUUAAAUAGUAGUCUGUGCAACCUCACAACCUUUUUUAUGAGUUUGAUGUGCCUAUAUCGGUUUUGCUAUGCACUUGCUGAUAAGUUUUGGAAGAAAUUAUUCUACUAAUAAGGCAGACAUGCACUCGACCAGCAUACUCAGCAGAAAGUUAACCAGAAACCAAGGGAUAUCAUGUUUAUCUGGCAUUUCCUUCUCUUUUGAUGCACCUAGUGUGCUUAUCAUAUCAUUAGCAUGAUAAAGACUUUUACAGCUCUUUCUUUUCUUAGAGAAGAUGUUGGAAUGGAAGGGCGCUUUACAGCUGACAGUGAUCUGAAAAAUGGCCCCCUUAUAGUUAAGUGUCUUAAGUUCAAGACAGACCAGGCACAGGAUGUUAAGAAGAUGGAGAAGCUGAACAACCUAUUCUUUACUUUGAUGUCCAGGGGCCCCGAUGCGGAUGUUUCAGAAGUUACAGGGAAAGAGCAGACAGAAGCACGGGCAGGGAAGAAAGGGAGGGGAAGGAAACAAUAACCUAGCUAGCCAUUGCUAAACAAAGAGGACUUGGACAUAUUUUACACAACUUGUCGGGAAUCAAACGAGUUUUUAGAGUUCUGUGCCUUUAGUCAUACAUUGGAAAACUGGGAAAAUUGAUGUUCGCUCCGAUGAUCCCAUUUAUUCUGGCAAUGAUUUUUCCUAAAAUUCAGGUCUUUUGAUAUUUCGCUAUUGCUGUUUAUGGUGCCUUUGUUUUUACCCUUUUCCAAUUGACAUUUGUUUGAUUCUUGUA
Molecule: messenger RNA, 866 nt
Organism: Populus trichocarpa (black cottonwood)
Lineage: Eukaryota; Viridiplantae; Streptophyta; Magnoliopsida; Malpighiales; Salicaceae
Product: signal recognition particle 9 kDa protein
Exons: 3
Coding region: 338-613 (91 amino acids)
Biological process (GO): negative regulation of translational elongation; SRP-dependent cotranslational protein targeting to membrane
Cellular component (GO): signal recognition particle, endoplasmic reticulum targeting
Molecular function (GO): 7S RNA binding
Source: RefSeq, a predicted model, not a curated record